AUGAUGAAUUCGUUCGACUCCUCCAUCAACCAACUCCUCAAAUCUACAACUCCAAACCAUCGUGGUUCUUUUGUAGUAGUACUGCUUCUAAUGCUCUUUCUUACCAUACAAUUACUGCUACUUUCACCAUUACAAGCAACCACCACUAACUAUAAUAGUCCCACUUUAACGCAUCUCCGAAUAGAACAAGACAAUUCUUCACCAGCGAAUAAUAAUUCAAACAAUUCAGAGGAUCCAAGUUAUGAAUAUCCAAUAUGGAUUCCAUGGGUUUUGUGCGGCUCACUGUUUUUCAUAAUAUUCACAAUUUCUACAGUUGUGAUUUGUUUAUUUGCUUCAAAAAAAGAGAGAGGAUUGAUUUAUAUGAUUAUUUCUAUAUUUGGAGUUUCCAUUGUUGCAUUUUGUUUAUUUGUUAUUCCAGUUGAUAUUUUCAAUGUGUCACACACCUUUGAUCCUCGAGAAAAUUCUCUAGCUAUUAAGAUCAUUUAUUAUUCAUGUUAUCUAAUUCUAUUGAUAUUUGGAUCUGUGAUUAUACCGUUUGCUUAUUUUUGGUAUGAAGAAAAUCCAAGACUUGGAGAUCAAGACGAUGAUACAGAUGAUAAGUAUUCUCUCACAACAUCGUCAAAAGCUACAACUAGAAAUGAAUGUGGUUGGAGAUUGUUUCAUACCAUGAAAUACACCAUAUUUACCAUUGUUGCAGGUAUUUUAAUCAUUAUAAUUGGUCUAGUAUUGUCAGCAGUGAGUGGAAGAGCGAAUGAUAAGCAUGAUAUUACCGAUUGGCUACGACAAUUAGUUGAUGUUGAACAUUUCGGUGAUCGAGCAAUUAGAUUCAUCAUUGGUAGUCUUGCAGUAAUUGGAUGUAUUGGAUUUAAUAUUUACACUGCCUAUGGCCUUUCAGCACUUCCCAUAGGAUUUAUGAAAAGGAAACAUAUUACCUACAAGGAUGAAGAUUCUGUGAAUUCGAGAGUGGAUGAAAUCGAUGAAGAAAUUGAUUUACUUCAAAAAAAGUAUAAAAUGAAAGGUACAUCCAUGAGUAGAACAGAUCAAAAGAAAUAUGAUCAAUUGAGAGACGAGAAAACGGAACUCACCAAUGUAUCCAUAAGAAUUGAGAGAUCCAAGAAGAGUUUUAUUGCAAAAAUAGAGCCAUGUAUUUAUCCAUUUAAGGCAUUUUUAGGAUUUAUUUUAUUGGUGAUUGUUCUCUUCUUAAUGGUUUCCUUAAUUAUUAAUUUAAUCUAUAGAACUGUGAAAAGCAAGUGUGGAAUUUCUUGCGGUUUUGUUACUGAAGAGAAUUGUAAUUUCAAUCCUCUUGAUCUAUUAUUAACCUACAGCUCUAUCAUCUUUCCAAUUGAUUACAUUAUUUUAGGAUUUAUUAUUAUUCUCUUUUUAUUGGCGAGUAUGACUGCACUCUCUACUAUUGGACUUCGUAUUCUUUGUAUCAAAUUAUACAAAUUGAAGUUGAGAUCAACUCUUCCACAAGGUCUCUUAACAAGUUGUAUAUUUCUCAUGUUUAUAAUGCUUUGUACUUCAUUCAUGUUACCAAGUUUUGCUCCAAUUUACACAACUUUUGGAUCACAAAGAUUUCAAGAUCCAGUAACAAGAGAAUGGAAACAGUGUGCUCUUUCAGCCUUUAACAAUACAAAUAUGAAUACAACUUUAUGGAGUGUCGAGAUUGUGUCAAUUCCUUCUUUACACCAAGAGGAUAGUAGAGAAUUCUUGUUGUUGGAGAACAACACGAACUCGGGAAAUUUUACCAAUUCAACAAGACCAUGUUUCAUGUCAGAAUUGUCACAAAAUGUGAACAGUAUGAGUGUGGGCAUUCCAGUGUUCAGUAUCAUUUUUUAUUUUGAAAAUUGGUUGUUCAUUUUGUGCUUUGUGAUUGGAUUUUUUGUUUCCAUCUUUAGAAAAGCACCCUCUUUUGAAGAAGAGGACACUUAUGAUCAGGACGAAGAGAUUAUGAAACGACCACUACGAGGACGGUCCUACAAAUCGUACGCCAAUCAUUCUGAUAGUGAUUCGACUCGAUCAUUACAAUCCUAUCGAGCAAUCAAUUAA
Messenger RNA from Naegleria lovaniensis, 2049 nucleotides. RefSeq lists its product as uncharacterized. Gene Ontology annotation, biological process: protein localization to vacuole. NCBI's taxonomy places the organism in Eukaryota, Heterolobosea, Eutetramitea, Acrasida, Naegleriidae. The coding region runs from base 1 to 2049 and encodes 682 amino acids. Gene Ontology annotation, cellular component: vacuolar membrane. The transcript is spliced from 2 exons. The record is from RefSeq and is a predicted model, not a curated record.